Molecule: messenger RNA, 1986 nt
Organism: Peniophora sp. CBMAI 1063
Lineage: Eukaryota; Fungi; Basidiomycota; Agaricomycetes; Russulales; Peniophoraceae
Source: the annotation of a GenBank genome assembly
AUGAUUGUCGUUCAAGGCAUCACGCUCGGCUUCCUCCUGCCUUCGUUGGCGCUUUGGGGCUCGUCUUACGGGGUUGGUGCCACUCCGACCGCGCUCGCGAAUGCCCGUGAUUUGACCGCGUGCGAUACUCCUUCGGCCGCGUAUGUGUUCAGGAGGGACGAGGGACAUGAGCAUGCCACUGUUCACAACGAAACCGCCACCGUGGAUGCCCCUCAUGCCCACGCCGGAGGCCACAGUCAUCCCUCCGGUCCGGCCAAGGCUACGCUCAGUGAAAGCGACUCGCACCCGCCGCCACCAUCGUAUUGGACCCUUGACUUUGACUCCGAUCCGUCCGAAAAGCGAUACCCUGGCUUCAUGCUCAUGCACGUCCUCGCGAUGUGUGGCGCGUUCUUUGGUGCUCUCCCAGUUGGAAUCGCUAUGCGUAGCGUGAAUCACGCAUGGCACGGUGCAUCAGUCAUCGCCUUCUGGGCUCUGGUUAUUGUCGGAUGUGCGUCCAGUAGCCUUUACCGGAAGCUGACGCCGAAUAUGUACGAGGGACAGGUGCACUCGAAGCAAUCAUACUACGUGUUACUCAUCGCACUUGUUCUCACCAUCAUUGACUUCGCCGCCGGGAUCGGACGUUUGAUCCAGUACGCGAAGGAUGUCAAGAACGGCGAGGCAUUCAGCUUCCGGGCGCUCUGGCGCCAAGUUGUGCUUAAGCAAGAUGGGCGCUCCGUGUUUGGCCACCACGGUGCUGAGUAUGCCAACCUCGUUGUCGGAGAACCGGAAGAGAUGGAACUCGAGGACGAUAUCAUCAAGCCACACAACGGUUCCCGGCACGUUGUAUUCGACGAUCAACAUGAAGAGGAUCGUGGGAGUUCGAGCGAAGAUGCACAAUGGGCCAAUCAUGAUUACCCGGAGACGCCCAAUUCUGAGCGUACCGUGUUUGAGCGUCUCACUCGCACCAACUCGCACCAGUCGCACAACUCGGACGAGACUCUCAACGUCGACUUCGGGGCAGCCGCCAGUGCUGCGCCCACAAAGUCGUUUGCGCGUCGCGUCGGGAGCACCAUCUUCAACGUCCUGGAGCGUGUUUUAGUUUUUGCUGCGUUCGGCGAGCUCACCGUCGGGAUUGCAAUCUAUCUCGGGGGCUGCCGGGGGUACCGCAUCAAUGUCUGCCUCGCGCACGUCAUCAAGGGCGGCAUCUUUUGGUGUUAUGGCCUGGUCACGUUCGCUCGUUUCCUCGGCUCGUUCUCUAACCUCGGCUGGGCAUGGAACCGCGCCCCUAAAGGACGUCCGGUUUCCGCCGAGUUCGUCGAGUCUGCGGUCAUCUUCACGUACGGUAUCACCAACGUUUGGAUGGAACGUUUCGGCGCUGCGCCCGGCUCGCCGUUCACGACGAAGCAGAUCCAGCACAUCUCCAUCGCGGCAAUGUACUGGUUUGCCGGCAUGGUCGGUAUGGGCAUGGAGUCUCGUCGUCUCCGCCGAUGGAUGUCUGCAUUCGCGACAGCUUCCAUGAAUCCGUCCGACCGCCGAAGCAGCGCUGUUGCAGAACCUGCGACGUACUUGGCGAGCUACAACCCGUUCCCAGCGCUUUGCAUCGGGGUCACUGGUAUCGCCAUGAGCGCCCACGCGCAGAACUACGUCUUCCAGGUUCAGAUCCAUGCGCUCUGGGGCUACGCACUUGCUGGCUUCAUGGUCAUGCGUUGGGCGACGUACUUCUUUACAUGGCUCGGUCCUCCGCGCUCAAUUCUGCCUUCGCGCCCGCCUAGUGAGGCUGUCGGUGCCUUCAUGCUCGCCCUGGGCGGCCUCGUCUUCAUUCUCAGUUCUGAGGAGAUCACGAUCGGUGCCAUGCGCAUGGGACAUGAUGACGUGAUGAUGUUCGCGAAUGCUGCAGUGGCAUUCACCUGCAUCGCAUUCUGCUGGGUCAUGGCUGUUGUCGGCGUCAAAGCCUGGCUCACAACACGUUCCCUCCAGGGCAAGGUGUCUUUCCAUGAUUCCGCGUAG